Xiphias gladius (swordfish) is the source of this 1322-nucleotide messenger RNA. It is a transcript of the gene nog3, whose product is annotated as noggin 3. The record is from RefSeq and is a predicted model, not a curated record. Lineage: Eukaryota; Metazoa; Chordata; Actinopteri; Istiophoriformes; Xiphiidae. The coding region runs from base 197 to 868 and encodes 223 amino acids. The transcript has a single exon. Gene Ontology annotation, biological process: osteoblast differentiation; negative regulation of BMP signaling pathway; negative regulation of cell differentiation.
GCUGAGAAGUUCUGGAGCGCGUCGCGCCGCGGUUUGUCCCCCGGUGCGAGCGGUGCGUCUGCUGCGCGCUCUCAGCUCAGACUUGGAUAACUUCCCUUCAGACACUCCGAGGGAAACCCGGCGCGCCCUUCGGUUCUUUCCGGGAGGAUUAACUGACUAUUCGGACUGUGUCGGACCCGGGACGUGCGCAGAGGAGAUGGAUAACUCCUGCUAUUUCUUGGCUGUGUUUAUGCUCGUGCUCUCUCUGGGCUUCAGGAUAGAGGAAGGCAUGUGCCAACACUACUACCUCCUCCGACCCAUUCCCAGCGAUACUCUGCCCGUGGUGGACCUAAAGGAGGACCCGGAUCCGGUGCUGGACCCGAAGGAGAGGGACCUGAACGAGACGGAGCUCAGGAGCGUUCUGGGCAGCCACUUCGACCCGCACUUCAUGUCCGUCUCCCCGCCGGAGGACAAAUACGCGGGGAACGAGGAUGCGAGCGACGUCGAGAUGCGCCAGAAGCUCUCCGGAGCCAUGCCCAAAGAGAUCCGGGCCAUGGAGUUCGAGGUCCAGCACGGCAAGAAGCAGAGGCCGAGCAAAAAGCUCCGGAGAAGGCUGCAACUGUGGCUGUGGUCUUACGCCUUCUGCCCGGUUGUUUACGCGUGGAACGACCUGGGCAGCAGAUUCUGGCCGCGCUACGUGAAGGUGGGGAGCUGCUACAAUAAGCGGUCUUGUUCGGUCCCCGAAGGGAUGGUCUGCAAACCUGCCAAAUCGACUCAUUUUACGAUCCUGCGAUGGCGCUGCCUGCAGAAAAAGGGGGGUCUGAAAUGCGCCUGGAUACCUGUCCAGUACCCCAUUAUAUCGGAGUGCAAAUGCUCCUGCCCCAACUGAACAAGAGGGACCGUGGCUGCGAUUGUUGGACGAGCCGUCGCAGCCCGGGCUUCGUCCUCGUCUUUCUCCACCGGCUGCAGAACAAACCGACCUUCGCGGGACCUCUCGACCGUCUCAGCGAGUCUCAACCCAAAGUUUCACUCGAGUUUUAUUUAAAGGGAAACAAGACUUUCAGACCGAAUAUGAGACGAGACGAUGCAGUGCACUGUCCAGGGGAAGAAUGUAUAGUUGAUGUACAUGUUUUUAUCUUACGACAGAACUUUGUAUAAAAAGGAAGGUCAGUAUUAUUAUUAAUAUAAUCGAAUCUACUGUAUUUGUGUAAUGUACCUUGAUUGUACCUGCUUUAUAUUUAUAAUGGAGAACGGACACGUUCGAACUGAAGCUAUUUUCUGUCACCGGGGAGAGAUCGAAACCGGUUCGCGGGCCCCGAGGAGAGUCCUGACAUCUGCCGUUU